Cylicocyclus nassatus is the source of this 7259-nucleotide messenger RNA. The record is from the annotation of a GenBank genome assembly. NCBI's taxonomy places the organism in Eukaryota, Metazoa, Nematoda, Chromadorea, Rhabditida, Strongylidae.
AGGUCAAUUUAUAGCAAUACCACAGCAUCUGAACAUAUUGUAUCUUGUAUAUUGUGGAUGUUAUGCACAGUAAGAGGUAGCAAACAAACGGCUCCUCAAAACUAUGGAUCCCCAUAAUCCUCAAGCUAAUGGCAAUUUGAACAUGGGAAUCCAAGGUCAGCAAAUGGGAACACAAGGUUUGGGACAGAAUCCAUACAACCAGCAGAUGUUGUUGGCGCAGCAGCAAUACAUGAACAGUUUCAACUCCUUCUAUGGGAAUAAUCAGAUGUUAUCCAUGGACCCAUUCCAACAACAGCAACAGCUUUUUAUGAUGCAGUCGCAGCAAAUGCAGCCUGUUUUUCAACAACAACAACAACAACAGGUUCUUCAACAGCAAUUGCUCCAACAGCAGCAUACCCAACAACGAUUUACGCAGCAGCAGCAAGUGCAGCAAGUUCAACAACAGCAAGCUCUGCAUAACCAUCAGCAGCGACUUUUGGAAGAACAACAGCGUCAGAUUGAACUUGCUCGUCAACAGCAGCAGCGGCAGCAGCAGGAAGAAUUACUGCGACAGCAGAGAAUCAAGGAAGCUGAGGAGCAGCAACGUCAACGUGAACUGCUAGCUCAACGCGAAAAAGAACAGCAAGAAUUGCUAAAACAACAAGAGGAAGCUGCCAGGAUAGCAGAGGAGAAGAGACGUCAGGAAGAAGCAGAAAGAAGAAAGCUUGAGGAGCUGAGAAAAAUUCGAGAGGAGCAGUUGAGAAAGCAGCAAGAAGCAGAGCGGGCGCAGCAUGACAUGAGAGACAGAGUUGCUCAAGUGCAAGCUGGCCAAGCACUGACUCUCGUUGCUACGCAUUUCAAUACCUCAUAUAUAAAGCUCGUGCCAUUCCCGAGUGAAAAUAUGAUCAGCUCCAAGCUACCGUCUGUUUGUGAUCCAGCCACGAUGAAGUCAUUAUUGGACACGUCGGAUCCUAACUUGGUGCAAAUGAUAUCGCAGGCUCUGUCGAACAUAGAUGUCAGCGAAACUCGUACGCGGAUGGAUAUUCAUGAUGGAAUCCCGGAAUCUAAUGAUCUCCCUCUCGACCUCAUGCCUCCUCUCAUUAAUGCUGUAAUGGGUGUCAAUUGUAACGCUCUCGACGUAGAACCCGAACACAACAUGGAAGCUCCAGAACAUCUUCUGAGCGACAUGGAGCUCGAUCCAGCUCGAACGUUGAAUGAUGCUCCGGCAGUUACUUCUCCCUCAACAGUAGCUGCCCCUCAAACAACCGUUACACCCGACCAGCCUUCAACAUCCACCGCCAACGAUGAUUCGGCUUUUGCAGCUCCAGUGCUUGAAGGUCGCGAUAAUAUACAGUUGCGUCGCCAAAUGGCUAGCGUUGGCAAACAGCCGAAAGCAAGUCAGCAGCGAAAGAAAAGGGAUCAGGUCGAAAGCUUGUACGACUCCUUGACCGACUAUUUCGACCCAUCCGAUGGGCGACGGCAAAGGAAGCGGACGAAGACGUUGGAGGAGGAGCAAGCAGAUCAGCGCGAUUUGGAGUUGAUUGCACAAAUGGAAGCGCAAGCGGCUGCCGCUGCUGCAGCUGGCAACGGAAUAGCUGACGAAGAAAUGAAAGCGGGCAGUGCGAGCGAUGAUGACCAUAAGUUUUAUGAGAAGAAAGAUAGGAGGCGGAAGAAGAAAGAGGAUGUUCCGGAAAGACCACCGACACCAACCGAUGUCAUUCACAAACGUGAUCAAGAAUGGUCUGAACGACAGCGUAAGAGACAGGAGAAAUUCCGAAGGCGAAAAGGCACGGAAAGUGAUCAGUGCUGGAACAACGACGUCAUGGCAGAACACGACUCACGGGCUCGCAUGAACGUCAUUCUUGAUCAAAUUUUCGAUCAAGUUGAAGAUGUUGAUAUGUUGAACAUAGCAAGAAACAGCAAAGAUGAAGAUUUGGAUGAAGAGGAGGAGGGCGUUAGCCAGGAACUCCUGAUUGACAGAUCAGUGUUGGAUGAUUUGCGUAACGAAGUGCAGAAGUUGCUUACUUGGAAGAAACUAACUAGCAUUGCUUCCGAACGCCUCAUCAAACUGAUAACAAUCCUCGAACGAAAUAUGCGCGAUGUUGUCAGCUCGGAUGGAACCCGUUUGCUUGUCCCCAUCAUCACAGAAGAGGAAGGCGAGGAGGAUGACCAAGCUCUCAAGGAACUCAUUGACGAACGGCUGAUACGUGGGGCAGACGCUGCAUGUACCAUAAUGAUGAUCAUGACAUGUCAUAAGAUGCCAAAGCAGGUUUACAUAGAGGAUGCUAUCGAGCGAUCUAUCAAUCUUUGUCGGCACUACCUAAGGAGUAUUGUCUUUCCCGCUUCGGAUCCGAUGUAUGGGCCCGGUAAAAGACUCAAAGCUGAUGAGAAACGACGGAAAAAGGUGGAGCAAGUGCAAAGAUCACCCACGGUGCAGCUUUUAUACUCUCGAAUGAGCGAUCUCGUCCAUAGUUUCUCGAAUCUGGUGCGACAGACAGAUGUGGCUGAAAUUUGCAUACAUCAUCUAACCACGAUCGCCAUUCAGUCAUUCUUUGUUAGCAAUGUUGGUGAAUUGCAACUAUAUGCUUGUAAUUUGGCUGCAAACAUUUUCACGAAUGCCAAAGAACAUGUCCGAAUGGGGAUGCUGAAUGACAUACUAAAUUCUCUUCAUCGUCUACCAGCAGGUCGCAACGCCAACAACAGUUAUAGAUUCGGACCCGACCAGUGGAUCAGCAACACUACAGUACUAGUUCUGCAACUACUGCAAAGCGUUGUAAGAGUUCCGGAGAGGAUACAUCAUAGAGGAGAGCAUCACGACGAGGACGGAGAACCUGAUAUACAGCCAGAUUCAAUCGUUCCCAGCUCGUACAAGGAAGUACAAGCGCUCGCACAAGCUUUCGCUUCUGGUUUCUUGGCAAGAUGUUCAUCUAAAGGGAACAAGAGCGAAGGUGAAGAAGACUAUCGAGCAUUGUUCGAUAGUUUUCUGCAGGAUAUGUUGACUGCAUUUAAUAAACCUGAAUUUCCUGCUGCUGAAAUGUUUCUGCAGGUCGUGGGCAAUUUGCUGGUCAAGAAUUGCAGAAACAAAAGCGCAGACAUAAAUAUCCGGACUGUGAGCCUGGAAUAUCUUGGUCUGAUCACAUCACGGCUGCGAAGUAGUAUGAUCUGGUCUGUUGAAGAUUCAAGGGAGCGAAUGGACCUGGUAGUAAGAACGAUAAAGUUCGAGGAAAAUCUGCAAGAAGAUGGCACUUCGCUGUGGCCUAGCGUAGCAGACGUCGAUAUCUCAGACAUGACAUUCAGCGAGAAGCAAAUGGAGUUAGAGCGUGCUUUGCUUGACUAUAUCGUUGUGAAUAAGGAUAUCACCGUAGAGUAUGCUGUCCGCUUCUACUGCUGCGUUUGGUACAAAGAGAUAUUGGAGGAUCUGCAAGAGCUGGAAGCACGCUAUGCUGAGAGCAAGCGGGAAAAUCUGUCGGAAAAGGAACAUCGCAAGAACGAGUCUCGUCACAUGAAGAAGGUGAAGCGUGCGCAAGCACAAAAGAUAUUUUUGGUCGAUCUGCUCAGCAAGAAAAAGGAUAGACAGAGGCGCUACGAAAAUGCGAAGCGUUUCGGUAGCUCAAUGCUAGAGUCUGAUGUAGCAUGGUGCAUCAAGUACUUGGCGGCGAAGAGAGAGUUCACGCACUCGUUUGAUACGUUCCUGAAGCAGAUCAUCGCUGGUAUCACGACGGAAACUACAGUAAGUUUGCGAACAAAAGCAAUGCGAUGUUUGACGCAGAUCAUUGAGAGCGAUCAGUCGGUUCUGUUGAUGCCAGAAGUUUCAUCUGCUGCUCAUAAUCGUAUGACCGACUCUAACGCAGCAGUUCGUGAAGCUACUGUGGAAAUGAUUGGUAAAUUCGUUGUUGCCAACUAUGAUGCUAUUCCGACAUACUAUCCACUCCUUGCUGAACGGCUAAUGGACACUGGGCUUGCUGUUCGUAAGCGUGUCAUCCGCAUAAUGAGGGAAAUUUGCGAGAAAUUUCCUAAUUUCGAGCAGAUACCCACCAUGCUUGCUCAAAUUGUGCGGCGAGUGCAGGAUGAAGAAGGUGUCAAGAAGCUUGUGCUUGAGACUUUCCAAAACUUGUGGUUUCAACCUGUUUCUGAGAGAAACACUCCCGCGCUUCUGAAGAAAGUGGUUGUAAUGACAAAAGUUGUCCAGACAUGUGCGGAAGAGUCGAAACUUGAGGCGUUAGAAAUGCUGUUUCAGGCUUUGCUCAAGCAAGGCGACAAGAGCACUUUGGCCGCCAGCCGACAAAUUGUUGACAUGUUUAUGGAUAACGUCCUCACACUUGAAAACAAGAUGGCAACCGAAAAUGGAGUAUCCACGAACAACACCUCCAACAAUGAGGACUUGGCCGGUGCUGAGGUGCACAAAGCAAACCAGGAACGACUUCUCGCUUGUCUCAAUACUCUGACACUAUUUAGCAAGGUGCGCCCAGAAUUGCUGGUUAGGCAUGCGGAAACUUUGCAGCCAUAUCUUUCCAUGAAUGCGACGCAAAAAUCGGAAGUCAUGGUUCUGAAUGAAGUUAUCGGAAUGCUUGAGAGAGUUGUCCCGCUUAUGAGCCAUCCAAGCGACGCCUUCUUGACUGCCCAAGAUCAGACACUUGCCAACCUGACAGCUACUGCCAGCGGCGUAGCGACAACAACUGUGACGAUCAGUUGUAUGUCAGCUAUUUGGCACCGGUUCGGUCGACCACCCAUUCCAGCAAUUGUGCCGCUGUUCAAAACAUAUCUGGAAUUUCUUGUGCGAGUCAAGAAUGCACUGAAGACGAAGCCCAAUUGCACUUUAGAUGGACCAAAGGUUUCGCGCAUUCAAAGGUUCCUUUGUGGUGUAGGAGUCAUGGCACGGCAUUUUGAUUUUGAUUCCAUCAUCAAAGAUCCGGAGUUCGAAACAAAAAUAUUUCCUGCACAUCUUGUACGACCUGAUCUCUCAUUAGGAACCGACGAUAUCGACUUACAUGAUUCCGAGAAACCACGACGGAUACGCGAUAACGUUUUCGAUGUGCUUUUCUUUUUCUCCAGCAGUAAUGUGCCCAGUAUGCGGUUCAAAGCAUUUGUAGCCCUCGGUCAUCUCUGUGCUCGAUAUCCUGAGUAUUUGAUGUGUCGAGGUGUAAAGAAUAUGUACCAUGUACUGCUGAGUUCCGAUGACCCCAACUUCACCGAAAUGCGACUGCAGGCCCUCCAAAAUUUGGAGGAGUUUCUCAGAUCGGAAGAGCUGAAGUUGAUCAAAGGGGAUCAGAUGUUCGGAAAAGGAAAAGAGCAAGAGAAUCUUAAAGAAAUGGACCAAGCUGGGUCGGGUUUGGGAUCGACAGUGAUUCAGAUUUAUUGGCAGGCUGUUCUGCAGGGAUACUUCUCGAGUAACAACGCUAUUCGGUGCCAUUCAGCUCAGGUUGCAAACCUCACAUAUACACAAGGGUUGGUUACUCCGGGUACAUCGAUUGCCACGCUCAUUGCGAUGACCACGGAUCCGCUACCUAUAGUCAGAAAUCGAGUAGAAGCAAUGUUGAAGGAUAUUGACGCCAAAUAUGCUGGAAUGAUACAGAGCACCGCCACCCAAGGGGUACGCAAGGCUUAUCAGUUGCAGCUGCAAAUACGGAUGAAUAAUACAGACCCAAAUGAGCGGGUUAUUCGUGGUAUAAGAGCUUGUGAUGUGUCACCUUACGGCUCUACUAGCGCUCGACUAGAUCCAACCACUGGUCUACCUCGACAUUCUAACGACGGUCAAGCUGUGCUCAGUGGUCUGUAUCAACGGUUGCGAACGAAUAGGCAGCAGCGGAGAUCAUUCCUUACUAGUGUUCUAAGACUGUUCAGCGAAGAUUCUCGAGAAAAGCUCAGGCUGGAAGAGUGGAUUUUUGUAGCGGAUAACAUUGCGAUGUUUCCUUACCAGGUGAUGGAUGAACCGUUGUACGUGAUUCAUACCAUCGACGCAAUUGUCGCUUUAUCUGGUCAAUCGCUCCUUGUCCAAUGUAAAGCGCAUCUCCGAGCUCGUCAGCAGUUUUACUCUCCACAACAGCAGCAGAAGAACUUAUCGGCUGCUGAAGAUGAUGAUCUCCUUUUUGAGCCUGAAACUUUAUACAAUCGUUUCCCCGAAGAAAAAGGUCCUUUAUACGAUCUGAUGGACAACAGUCAAGCGUGCUUUAUUUUGCUCUACCUCAAAAACUUCCUCAUGAAGCUCUACGGAUUCACUGAAGCCAAAGUGCAAGAAUAUUCUCCUUCGGAAGCAGCCAAAGUUUAUGAGAAAACGCUGUCAUCUCGGAAAAAUGUACCAAUGUUCAAUCCUUUGGCUGCAUUAGAUGGAGGACGUCGACGUGAUGGAAGCGCUAACGAUCCACUGGCUAACGAUCGCCAAAGCAUACAAAGUCACUUCAAUCUCGCCACCAAAAUCUGCAACUUCCGCAAGUUGCUGCUGUCACUGGAUCGAAUGGAAAACGACGAAGAUAGCGAUCCCGAUGGUGAUAUGACCAUUGCUGCGAAAGAACAUGAUGACGAUGAUGCUGAUGGCUGCGUUGAACCUAGCGCUGAUUCUGCAGAAGUUGAUUCCUAGACCUCAUUACUUAUCCAUAAUCCCUCGACUAUUUCCUCCUCCUUUUUCCCCGUUUCUGCCUCAAUGUGAUAUACUAUUUUUGACUAGUUUGCGCCAUUAUGCCAUAGUGUCAAAUUUUUCCUGCUAAUGUGAUCCAGUUCGCAUUCAGGAUAACAUUGGCCAUUAGAGCAUUGUAUAUGAGCGCGUUUUUUCUGCGUUUAGUCAUUUUUUCUCACUGAUGCUGGUGCGUAUGCUCUUCCUAACAUACCAUGAACUUACCUCAGCUUAGUGUUUCCCAUAUUUAGUCUCUUUAUCGCAAUGGCCCGUAUAGGCACAGAUAUCAUCUAUACAACUUAUAUUCUCUUAUAUUGUAAUUGAGCGUCAGGUAGCUCUUAAACUCAGUGCUUCCUGUCGUUAAAUACCAUAAUAAUCCUAGAAGGAUCCCCCUUCCCCUGUAAAUAAGCUCUGUACGAUUCUCUUGUGCUCUCCCAUUCUCUGUGAAUUUUUUUAAGUGCUGUUUUUGGUUAUGUUGAUCUCUUAGCACUGCGUUGUUCUUUUUCUGCAUCUCGUUACAACUACCACACCCGCUGUUGCGCAGUCAAUCACAAGCCAAAUUCUGAGAAAUUUACAGUGAAUAUGGCUAAUAUACAAAAAAAUCGCAUGUUGCAUAUAUCUUUCGAACAAAAUCGAACUUCUGUUGAAACAGAUGUAGAGAUGAUGAAAAUAA